AUACAAACACCUUCGAACAGCUAGAUGGUUGCCUACUGCAAGAAGACUUGUUCCAAUCGUAUUCCUUUGGUUCCUGCGUCAUGAGCUUUCCUGUGCCCAGAUAGCUAAACUGCUCGAAUAGGCCUCACAAAUGUCACCCAAGAAACCUAAGGAUGAGGGCUCUGGUCAACCUGCCGCGCAACCGGUGGAUGGCGCAGAUCCAUCUAGGCUCGCGUUCACGUCCGCAAUCGUGGCCGCAUUGAAGGACCUGGACACGCGCAAAGCACCCUCGUCGGCGGAGUUGGGCCAGCGGGCGUACGCAAAGCUGCAAUAUGACCUGCCGUUGGUGUCCGUGGAGGAGCUUCAGGGUCUGGCCGAGACGCUCAGGUCCUCGCUCCAGCUCAAGUCUGGGGAGCCGCCUCUGGCGUUGACCUCCAAGCUGCUGGAGAACGUGGUGGCGGGGGCCCGCGCGCCGCCAGUGGCGGCAGCAGCCGGCGCGGCCGCAACAGCAGGAGCGUCGGCAGUGGUAGCAGCAUCCACAGCGGCAGCCGAGGCGGUAUCGGGACCAUCAGCUGCUGCUCAGCAGCCAGGGACCGCGGCGCCACCCCGGAAGGUAACCGCAACUCCAGCCGCAGCUAGAGAUGCAGGCAAUGCCGCCGCCUCCGCACACGCUGCCUCCAAUUCAGCACCAGCCACUGGCGCGGCCUCAGCCGCCGCUGACCCAACCACCAGCACCAGCGCCACCGCCAGCAGCACGCCCGCUGACGCCGCCGGCAGCGCCGCCGCACCCCCGACAUCAGCACCCACCACGACCACCACCACCACCGCCACCAGCAGCAGCCUGCUGGACCCGGCGCUGCUGCAGGCGGACCGUGGCCAGCUGUGCUCCGCCUACCGCGCCCUGUGCGCCGCGCUGUUCGUGGACCUGGUGUCGCACUGCCUGGUGCUGCCGGAGCAGGACACCUGGGUGCUGCUGCACGCCGUGGGCGACGGCGGCGAGGGAGAGGAAGAGUGGGAGGAAGAGGGGGAGGGCGAGGAGGCGGAGGAGGCGGAGGAGGCGGAGGAGCAGCGGCAGAGUCAGGAGCAGGGAGGGGAGGAGGAGGAGACACAUGCGGCGGUGGCGGCAUCGGCAGGUGGGGCGUCGUCGGCGAAUGGUGGCGAUCAUGCCGGCGCCACGGGGCAGGGCGACGGGGUCGGCGCGGAGGGGCUCCCCGAGGGGCUGCGGCAGUGGAUGGCGGCGCAGCGGGCCGGCGGGCAGCCGCCGGCGGCGGAGGCCGCGCCGGCGCGGCCCACAGUGAUCUAUGAGGAGGUGGAGGCGGUGGAUGAGGACGGCGAUGACUUCGUGUUUGAAGACCUGGAGGACCUGCCGGGCCCUGCUUCUCGUAUGACCGCCAUCGCCUCCACGUCAGCGCCAGUCCGCGGCGGCGCCGCCGCCGCUGGGGGCUUCUCGGCGCUCUCACCGUCGCUUGGCGCGGCGGCCCCCGCGCCGCCGUAUAGCUGGCCUGCACUGCGAUUGCGGCUGCUGCUGUUGUCAAACCAGGUGUCGUACGUGCUGCUUGAGGACGAGGAGCUGUGGGGGGACGGGCGGUUGAUGGGUGGGGUGUUCCAGCUGCUGCGGGCACUGGGAGCACACAGGCACGCGCAGGAGCUGCAGCCGCUGCUGCACGCCUACGUGGGCCUGCUGGCGGACCGCCUGGCCGCCGCGCCCGCCGAGAUCGCCUGCCUGGACAGCCUGUGGGACGCAGUGGGGUUGCCCGCGCUGGCGGCGCUGCCAGCCGCUGCUGCAAGGGGCGGGGGCGGGGGUGGUGGUGGUGGUGGUGGCGUGAAGCGGGCGCCGGGUCAGGGCGUGCUGCUGGCGGAGGCUAGCACGUGCCUGUCGCUGGUGGCGUCGCUGGCGGGGCAGCUGACCGCGGCCAGCGCCCGGUCACGGCUGUGGCAGCAGGUGCACAAGCACGUGCUGCCGCUGCUGGAGCGCUGCCUGGGCGAGCUGGCGCGCGCGGUGGCGCCGGCGCCGGUGCAGGUGGCGGCGGCGGCCAAGCAGGCGGCGGGCGGCGCGCCGGCGCAGAAGGGGCCGGGGCCGGAGGAGGUUGCGGCCAUCGUGCUGGUGUGCCAGGUGCUGGACUUCUACGUGGUGCAGCGCCCCGGCAACGCCGACCUGAGCACCGCGCUCAAGGGCACCGGCGUGCUGGGCUCGCUGUGCCGCCUGCUGGCGGCGGCCGCAGACCUGCCGGGCGGAGAGUCGCUGCGCGGCGCGGCGCUGGGCAUUGCGGCGUCCAGCAGCGAGCUGCACGCCUGGAUGUGGGCGGUGCCGGGCGUGGCGGGCGCGCUGACGGCACCGCCGUUCCAGGAGGGCGCCCCCUACGAGGCCCACGGCGCCGUCUGGCAGCUGCUCGCAAGCUCUUCCUCCUCCGCUGCCGCUACCUCGAAAACUAGCAGCUCAAAAGCCGGCGCCGCAGCCACAGCCCCUGCCGUCAGCAACGGCACUGGCACCAGUAGCGGCGGCAGCAGCCUGGCGCUCGGCAUCCUGGCGGGCGGGUCGGCGCCGGAGAAGGCGCCGCGCGUGCACACCUUCCUGCAGCUGCUAACCAAGGCGGCGUCGUGCCGCGGCAGUAGCGGCGGGCGAGGCGGCGGCAGCGGCGGCUCCAAGCUGUGGGGUCCUGAGGUGGAGAGGGCAAUGCGGGAGCUGCUAGCGGCGCUGCGUGAGGGCACGGGGCGGGCAGCGAGUGCCGGGGCCGGAGCGGGGGGCUCGGGGACGCAGGAGAGUGGCAACGGGCAGGCCUCUGGCGCCGGUGGUGGUGAGAGCGACGACGAUGACGAGGAGAAGCUGCAGCUUCUGGAUCCAGAGGCACUGUUGCGGCGCCGCGCGCGGCAGCUGCACCCCGCCUGCUGGCGCAUGCUCAAGCAGCUGCUAACCUCGGGGCCGGAGGCGGGCGGCAAGACGGACUGAGUGGACUGAACGGAGGGGGGGCUGAGUGUACUGAGCGGAGGGGGGACUGAGUGGACUGGGCGGGGUGGUGGAAGAGAAGGGCAUACCGUAUCAGUACAUAGAGGGCUUACAGAGCAGCACAUGCAUAUGGUGCUUGAGGAGCGGCAGAGUGCAUGGAACAUUGGACACUGAGGGCUUAGGUUGCUAAGGCUGGUGUUUGUCGGGUACGUUUUUGGGCUGAGCCCCCCCAACACAGCGUUCAGGGCUGGGUGCCACACGCGAAACACCAUCCGUGGACCGAUGGGUUUUCGCAGUAACCAGUAC
This is a messenger RNA of Chlamydomonas reinhardtii, 3229 nucleotides long. RefSeq lists its product as uncharacterized. The record is from RefSeq and is a predicted model, not a curated record. NCBI's taxonomy places the organism in Eukaryota, Viridiplantae, Chlorophyta, Chlorophyceae, Chlamydomonadales, Chlamydomonadaceae. Gene Ontology annotation, cellular component: nuclear pore. Gene Ontology annotation, biological process: mRNA export from nucleus. The transcript is spliced from 9 exons. Bases 131 to 2926 code for a protein of 931 amino acids. Gene Ontology annotation, molecular function: structural constituent of nuclear pore.